Yamadazyma jaroonii is the source of this 1905-nucleotide messenger RNA. Lineage: Eukaryota; Fungi; Ascomycota; Pichiomycetes; Serinales; Debaryomycetaceae. The record is from the annotation of a GenBank genome assembly.
AUGGAUAUUAAUACUUUGCAUAUAUCAAAUUCCAAUGGCAAGAAGAUCAUCAAUAGUGAGUAUGAGAUCAUACGAAAGGUAGGAGAAGGUCAAUUCGGGAAAGUAAUGUUGUCAAAAAAGAAAAACGGUGAGAUGAUAGCGAUCAAGACGAUAAAUAGGAUAGAUAAAACAAAAUUGAUUACUAAGACUUACUUAAGUCAUACCAUAAAAAUCAAAAGAGAAAUUCAAAUAAUGAAAGAAUGUGACCAUCCCAACGUUGUUAAAUUAUACCAGGUUAUAGAUGAUUUGAAAUACGACAAAAUAUUAUUGGUAAUAGAGUAUUGUUCACUAGGAGAAAUCGACUGGAAACUUUACAAUCAUUACAAUGAAAAGAACAAGACCCAAGGAUUGACUUUGAACAAAAUACUAAGAGAUGUUUCGAACGGUUUGGAAUAUUUGCACGAAUAUAAAGGUAUAAUUCAUAGAGAUUUGAAGCCAUCGAAUUUAUUGAUAUCUCAAGAUAAGACAAUAAAGAUUAGUGAUUUCGGUGUGAGUUUGAUCUUAGAGAAUAAUGCCAAUGAUUCCAAGGAAUUGGGAAAGACCAUGGGAACGCCAGCAUUCUAUGCUCCGGAGUUAUGCCAAUUUGUAAAUAAUAGAUUAAGUAUGAUUAAUGACAACGAAAGAAAGAUAAAGAUUGAUAAAAGGAUAGAUAUUUGGUCAUUAGGGGUGAUACUUUAUUGUUUAAUAUUCAAUGAUUUACCUUUUAAUGGGAAAAAUGAGUUCAGCUUAUUCAAGAAUAUUGUUAAUAAAGAUGUGAAGUUCCCAAAGUUGAAUUUAAAGAUCGAAGGGAAAGACUUGCAAGAAUUCAAAUUACUUCAAAACCUUAUUAUAAAGAUCUUGAACAAGGAUCCUAAUAAGAGAUAUUCAUUACAGGAGAUCAAGAAUCACGACUUCACUACUUUUGAUUUGACCUUAAAAGAAUCGAUUAUCUUCAAAAACUUCAAUAACAAUUUUAUCGAUAAACAGUUGGAUUUCUCGAAUAAGAUCAAAAAGUUCUUUGGUGGUAAACCUUUCUCAAGCAUUGCUCCAGUGAAAGUUUCUGUGACGGAUCCACAACAGUUGGUGGAUUUGGAACCUGUGGACGAUUUAUUAGAAAGUUAUUUUGAUGAUUCCUCAGACUAUGAAGACCAUGAAGAAGAAGUUGAAGUAAUUGAUAACAUAACCAUCAAUGACCACUUUAUCCAACCCAAUAAUAUGGUUUAUAGCAGUUCAAAUGGGGUUUCCAGAAGCUCAUUUGAUUUGAAGACUCCGGACAAACCUACAUUCAGCAGGCAUGGAUCUUUCAGUAAAUUAGAUGAAAUUGACAGGUCUUUUAGACCACCUCCAUUGAAUUUGUCAUCAUCACCAAUGUCAGUAUUAACUUCGUCACCUAUCUCAUUGAGUUCCAAUGUGACGGUGACCAUUGGACCCAAUUCAAAUUCCAUGUAUAGUCCAACAAGAAACUUUUUCGAAAAGAUCAAGAGUAUGGAAACCAAAUCGGGUAAUCAAAACCAUACAAUUAGUUCUUUAACGAAGAAUAAUGACAAUCAAAUAUUAGAACCGCCAAGUUUGUUUAGACCAAGACAAAACAGUUUCAAUUCACCAUUGAUGAGAAUUACUAGUUCCAGUAGUUCUUUGAAUUUAAAUGCAUAUUUAACUGAUUCACCAGAAUCACCCACCACUUCUGAGCCAGAAUCAGAAGUCGAAGACAAAAGCACCAAUGAACAAAAUCAAAAUCAAAACAAAAUCAAAUAUCCAUAUCAAGUUAACAAUAAUUAUCAAGAUAGUGAUGACGAACUGAUAGCUCUGGAAGCAGACUCAACAUUUGUUUUGGAGCCUCAUAACAAAUAUAAAGAUAUGAGCGAUUAUUUAGAUAGGUUAGAUUAA